AUGGGUUUCGUGAACUGCGAACGUGCAAUGGAGCAGCUUCGGGGAUUUCACAAAAGCAACUAUAAUCGUGCGAAGAACGGUCUCGUUGGUACAGAUUGGGCGGUCCCUUUGGUGGACAAUGCGUUUGGCAUCGGGAAAACAAGGUUUGGCGCCGAGUACAUUCGGAGAUGUCGACAAUUGUGGGCUGCUGACCCCAAUCAAGUGGACGACAGUUUCCUGGGCACGUUAAGCAAGUGCCACACGAUCCACAUUCAGUUUUCCCCAACGGAUCUCCUGGAUGCCGAGUCGGAGUUUAAUUUUGUGAAGGCCGUCGCUGCCUUCGUGAGGCACGUCUGUCGUGUAUUCGAGCUCAAGUACGGCGGGUUGCCUCGUGCUCUCAGCCCCAAGUCGCUGGAAGACCGCACGAGCCUUGACCUUGUUUUCGCGUAUUUGACGGACGAAGUGGGCCCACUGUUGAUCUUAAUUGACGACAUUGGCGCGGCAUUUGGCGAUGACAAGCUUGAUGACGUUGGGAAACGCAAAUGCCUCAGGAAGUUCUGCAUAAACAUUCUGAAGCCGAUAUUCUCGAUCCAUAGGCUGUUUUUCUUGAUUGCUGGCAGUGCCCCGUUCCUGAGCAAUGCGACUCUGGCAGAUGGCUCGAUCAGCAGUGCUAGGGUAAGUUUUCGAGGGCGCAAGCAGCAGCAGAUCACAGGCUGA
Phytophthora sojae is the source of this 696-nucleotide messenger RNA. RefSeq lists its product as hypothetical. The record is from RefSeq and is a predicted model, not a curated record. Bases 1 to 696 code for a protein of 231 amino acids. NCBI's taxonomy places the organism in Eukaryota, Oomycota, Peronosporomycetes, Peronosporales, Peronosporaceae. The transcript has a single exon.